CAGAGCUGGGAAGCAAGAAGGAACUCAAGUCCAUGCCCUUCAUCACCUACCUCUCAGGUCUGCUGACGGCCCAAAUGCUGUCGGAUGACCAGCUCAUCUCAGGUGUGGAGAUCCGCUGUGAGGAAAAAGGCCGUUGUCCGUCUACCUGCCACCUUUGCCGCCGACCAGGCAAGGAGCAGCUGAGCCCCACACCAGUGCUGCUGGAAAUCAACCGUGUGGUACCACUUUAUACCCUCAUCCAAGACAAUGGUACCAAGGAGGCCUUCAAGAGUGCACUGAUGAGCUCCUACUGGUGCUCAGGGAAAGGGGAUGUGAUCGAUGACUGGUGCAGAUGUGACCUCAGCGCCUUUGAUGCCAGUGGGCUCCCCAACUGCAGCCCCCUCCCACAGCCAGUGCUUCGUCUGUCCCCAACAGUAGAGCCCUCCAGCACAGUGGUCUCCUUGGAGUGGGUGGAUGUUCAGCCAGCUAUUGGGACCAAGGUCUCCGACUAUAUUCUGCAGCACAAGAAAGUGGAUGAAUACACAGAUACGGACCUCUACACAGGAGAGUUCCUGAGUUUUGCUGAUGACUUACUCUCUGGCCUGGGCACAUCUUGUGUGGCAGCUGGUCGAAGCCAUGGAGAGGUCCCCGAAGUCAGUAUCUACUCCGUCAUCUUCAAGUGUCUGGAGCCCGACGGUCUCUACAAAUUCACUUUGUAUGCUGUGGAUACACGAGGGAGGCACUCAGAGCUCAGCACAGUGACCCUGAGAACGGCCUGUCCGCUGGUGGAUGACAACAAGGCAGAAGAGAUAGCAGACAAGAUCUACAAUCUGUACAAUGGGUACACAAGUGGCAAGGAGCAGCAGACUGCCUACAACACGCUGAUGGAGGUCUCAGCCUCAAUGCUGUUCCGAGUCCAGCAUCACUACAACUCUCACUACGAGAAGUUUGGCGACUUUGUCUGGAGAAGUGAGGAUGAGCUGGGGCCCAGGAAGGCCCACCUGAUCCUGCGGCGACUAGAGAGGGUGAGCAGCCACUGCUCCAGCCUCCUGCGGAGCGCUUACAUUCAGAGCCGCGUGGACACCGUGCCCUACCUUUUCUGCCGCAGCGAGGAAGUCCGGCCUGCGGGUAUGGUGUGGUACAGCAUCCUCAAGGACACCAAAAUCACAUGCGAGGAGAAGAUGGUGUCCAUGGCCCGAAACACGUAUGGGGAGUCCAAGGGCCGAUCUUAUUUGACUCUAUCAAAGUCUCUCCUUUUUAAACUUUUUCUUAUGGAUGGCAGUCAGUCCCGAGGCAGGAGCUUUCAGGUGGAGACCAAGCAGCCUUUGCUCUUCUUCCUUCCUCCUGCCACACUCAGCUUCCUUCCUGCAACGGACACUGGAGGAGACCUCUGGAGAGACAAUCUGACCUCUUCAGCAUCAGGAAGGAGGCCCCAAGGAUUGGUGCAGUGAGGAAGCUUGGGUCUUGAUGACUUUUUUUUUUUUUUCCAGACGUUAUUGAGUUUGCAGGACCCCUGCCUCUUCUUGCUACCUGUGGGUCUGCCCAGAGUCCCUGCAGGACUUUCCA
Messenger RNA from Odobenus rosmarus divergens (Pacific walrus), 1545 nucleotides. RefSeq names its product astrotactin 2 (gene ASTN2). Gene Ontology annotation, molecular function: protein binding. Gene Ontology annotation, biological process: neuron migration; neuron cell-cell adhesion. The transcript has 8 exons. Lineage: Eukaryota; Metazoa; Chordata; Mammalia; Carnivora; Odobenidae. Bases 33 to 1430 code for a protein of 465 amino acids. The record is from RefSeq and is a predicted model, not a curated record.